Populus nigra (black poplar) is the source of this 651-nucleotide messenger RNA. Its product is annotated as transcription factor HEC3-like. The record is from RefSeq and is a predicted model, not a curated record. NCBI's taxonomy places the organism in Eukaryota, Viridiplantae, Streptophyta, Magnoliopsida, Malpighiales, Salicaceae. Gene Ontology annotation, molecular function: protein dimerization activity; DNA-binding transcription factor activity. Bases 1 to 651 code for a protein of 216 amino acids. Gene Ontology annotation, biological process: regulation of DNA-templated transcription. The transcript has a single exon.
AUGGAAGAUCAAAUUCUUCAUCAUGACCGGCUUCCUUUUGUCUCAAUUUGCCCUAGCUACCCUCUCCAACUACAACAAACACCAAUCCCAGCUCCAAACCAAGUAUCACUCCCAAUUACUUUUCUUAGUCAUGACCAAAUAGGAAACAGCACAGAUGAAGCGGAUCAGGAUGAGCCAGAAGAAGAACUAGGAGCAAUGAAAGAAAUGAUGUAUAGAAUUGCGGCGAUGCAGCCUGUGGACAUAGAUCCGGCCACGAUUCACAAACCUAAAAGGAAAAACGUUAGGAUUAGCGAUGACCCUCAGAGCGUGGCAGCACGUCUCAGACGAGAAAGGAUAAGUGAAAAGAUUAGAAUUCUUCAACGGCUUGUUCCUGGAGGAAGAAAAAUGGACACUGCUUCAAUGCUAGAUGAAGCUAUCCGUUACGUCAAGUUCUUGAAACGGCAAAUCCGCUCACUCCAACCUAAUCAUCAGCACCAACCAUGCAACACUAAUGGAGAUUGGCAAGUUCCAUACUGCGACAAAACUCUUAAUUCCACCACCACCACCUCAUCCUCCCUCGAACCUCGAGCUGCACGCCGUGGAUACAUUCUCGAUGAUACUGGGGACAAUCCCUUGCGCUUUAAUCACGAGGUAAUAAGUGAUCAGGGCUAA